Cornus florida is the source of this 1593-nucleotide messenger RNA. Its product is annotated as beta-glucosidase 12-like. Gene Ontology annotation, biological process: carbohydrate metabolic process. The transcript is spliced from 13 exons. Gene Ontology annotation, molecular function: beta-glucosidase activity. NCBI's taxonomy places the organism in Eukaryota, Viridiplantae, Streptophyta, Magnoliopsida, Cornales, Cornaceae. The record is from RefSeq and is a predicted model, not a curated record. Bases 1 to 1593 code for a protein of 530 amino acids.
AUGGGUAUUCAAAACCAUGUCCUCUUAGCCCUACUAGUCCUUGUUAAUAUAGUUACCAGACUGACCAGUAGUGUAGCAUUUGCAUGGACUUAUGGCAGGGCUGUGAAUGUAAUCGAUCGCAAAAGCGAACUUUUAUCUCCGAGUUACCGCAUAGGUUCUCUCAACCGUAGCAGUUUCCCGAAGGGUUUUGUCUUUGGAGCAGCAUCGGCAGCCUACCAGGUUGAAGGUGCUGCAAGUGAAGGUGGUAGAGGCCCAAGUAUAUGGGAUACUUUCACACACAAAUACCCUGAGAAGAUAGCGGAUGGUAGUAAUGGAGAUGUGGCCAUUGAUUCUUAUCAUCGGUACAAGGAAGAUGUGAAUACCAUUAAAGGAAUGGAUCUUGAUGCUUACCGAUUCUCAAUCUCGUGGUCGAGAGUGUUGCCACUUGGGAAGCUAAGUGGAGGCGUGAACGAGGAAGGAAUUGAAUACUAUAACAACCUCAUUGACGAUCUCCUAGCCAAGGGUGUAGUGCCCUUUGUGACUCUCUUCCAUUGGGAUAUGCCUCAAGCUUUGGAGGAUGAGUAUGGCGGUUUCCGGAGUCCUCAAAUUGUGAAUGAUUUUCGUGAUUACUCGGAGCUUUGCUUCAAGAGAUUUGGUGAUCGGGUGAAGCACUGGAUCACUUUGAAUGAGCCGUGGUCCUUCAGCAGUGCUGGGUAUGCAUCUGGUGCCUAUGCACCUGGUCGAUGCUCUGCUUGGCUACAAAACAAUUGCACCGGAGGAGAUUCAGGCACUGAACCAUAUCUCGUGGCUCAUUACCAGCUUCUUAGUCAUGCAACCGUCGUAAAAUUAUACAGAGAAAAGUAUCAGGCAUCACAAAAAGGAAAGAUAGGAAUUACUCUCGUUUCAGAAUGGAUGGUGGCCUCUUCUAAUUCGAAUCUGGAUGGCCGGGCUGCAGUACGGUCCCUAGAUUUCAUGCUUGGAUGGUUUAUGAACCCAUUAGUAUAUGGUGAUUAUCCACGUACAAUGCGUGCUCUUGUCAGGCACCGACUUCCAAAGUUCACGGAAGAACAAUCCAUGGUGGUAAAGGGAUCCUAUGAUUUUAUUGGCUUGAACUAUUAUACUGCAAAAUAUGCAGCUCAUGAACCCUACUCCAAUGCUCUAAAUGUAAGUUACACAACAGAUUCCCUAGCUAAGCUUACCUCUGAGAAGAAUGGAGUCCCUAUUGGUGUACAGGCUGGUUCAAUUUGGCUCCAUGUUUAUCCGAAAGGGGUUUGGCAUCUUCUACUCUACAUAAAGAGAAAAUAUAAUAAUCCACCUCUUUACAUUACAGAAAAUGGGAUUGAUGAGGUAAAUAAUGCGACAUUACCACUUAAAGAAGCCCUCAUCGACAACUUUAGAGUAAAGUAUUACCAUCGCCAUCUUGCUUUCGUUCACCAAGCAAUCAAGGAUGGUGUCAAUGUUAAGGGAUACUUUGCAUGGACAAUAUUGGACAAUUUCGAAUGGGUUGCAGGUUACACAGUUCGUUUUGGCAUUUACUACGUGGAUUACAAAGAUGGAUUGAAAAGAUACCCAAAACUCUCAGCCAAAUGGUUCAAGAAUUUUAUGCAGAAAUAA